AAAAAUAUCUGCCUUCAAUUUCAAUUUCUCAGCCCGAGAGGCUCGGAACCGAACCACCAUUGACCAUUCCACCAGUGGCUUCUUUUCCAUUUAAUUUAGGAAAAAAAAGAAGAGAAUUAAAUUUAAUAAAUUAUUACUACAUUAAAGAAAGAAAAAAAUAAGGGGAAAAGGGAAACCCAGAGAGUGAAAGCGUAGGAAAAGUUUCCCUCUUCUUUCUUUCUUUCUUUCUUUCUUUCUUUCCCCCCUGUCUCCUCUCGUUUCUCUUAUUCUCCAAUCUCUUGUUGGAGAUCUUCUUCUGCUGCAUUCUCUUUGGUUUCUCUCUCUCUCUGUCUCUGGGAGGGGAAUCAUAAUAACUGCUAGAAAGAAAGUGCCGUCGAUUCAUAUAUACUGUGAUAUAAAUACUAUAUACAAACAGAGACAGACUCUGUUUAGUCAGUCGCGUGGUUUUGGAUUUCUGGGCUCGCCUGAAUUCCAUGGGAAAGCUCUGAAAUUCGGCGAUUUGUCGUACUGGGUUGUUGUUAAAUAAGGUUUUUGGAGGAAGGAGGAAGAAAUGGCGACAGAGCGAAGCUCUUCACAUAACUCUCUGGUUUCCGUUGUGGAGGACGUUCUUCAGAAGCAUGGAAUUCGGAGGAAUGGCAUUGAUUCCGCUUCGAGAAAAGUCGACGUAACUUCGGCUAGGCGGUACGAAGCUGCAGAAUGGCUAAGAAAGACGGUGGGAAUCGCUGGGGGAAGCAAGGAUUUGCCGUCGCAGCCAUCCGAGGAGGAAUUCAAGCUUGGAUUGCGAAGUGGGAUCAUCUUGUGCAAUGUGCUUAAUAAGGUUCAACCAGGGAGAAUCGCUAAGGUAGUAGAAGGCCCUGAUGAUUCAUAUAAUACGGCUGACGUGGCACCGCUGUCAGCAUACCAGUACUUCGAGAAUAUGAGGAAUUUCCAUGUGGCUGCUGAGGAAAUGGGGCUUCCAUCUUUUGAAAACUCUGACCUGGAGCAGGGAGGGAAGUCAGCAAGGGUCGUGAACUGUGUUUUGGCACUCAAAUCGUAUUACGAAUGGAAGCAAAACGGAGGAACUGGACAAUGGAAGUAUGGUGGAAACCCAAAACCAGGAGCCUCGCCAUUUGGCAAGUUUACAAGGAAGACUGCCGAGCCAUUUGGGAAUAGAGGAUCAUCAUCAUCAUCUGGUGGUGGUGGUGAUAGUGAUGCCAAUCGUGAUGAUUCUGAAGCAACCGGACCUCGUUCGUUGAACAUGCUAGUUCAGGCAGCGCUUUCACAUAGAAAUCAGGAAGAAAUCCCCAAUAUUGUGGAAUCUAUGCUGAGUAAACUGAUGGAAGAGUUUGAGCGUCGGCUGGCAACUCAAAGUGAAGUGAUGAAGACAUCAGAGAAGGAAGUUGCAGUAUCAACUGUGGAGUCUUCUCCUCCGGAAUCUCCUUCUAGUGAUAUGAAGAUGGAAGAUCAAGCUUCUCCACAGAUGGAUAGGGAGGAAUCUUACUGCGUGGAGUCGGGCAAUUUGCAGUAUAGUACUCGAGACAAAUCAGAUGAACUGAGUCAAGAAUCGAGGAGACAGCUUGCGAGACAGAGGAUGUUUGUUGAACAACAACAGAUGUACAUUCAGGAACUGAGACGAAACCUGCAUGCAACGAGAUCAGGAAUGCAGUUUCUACGGACCAAGUACCUGGAGGAGUUCAACAACCUAGGGAAGCACUUGUAUAGUCUUGCUCAUGCCGCUUCCGGGUACCAAAGAGUCCUCGAAGAGAAUCGCAAGUUAUACAAUCAAGUGCAAGACCUGAAAGGAAAAAUUAGAGUAUACUGCAGGGUGAGACCAUUUUUGCCAGGGCAAGCAAGUCGGUUCAGUACUGUGGAUCACAUAGAGGAAGGAAAUAUCUCCAUUAUCACACCUUCAAAGUAUGGGAAAGAAGGGAGGAAGAGUUUCAGCUUCAACAAAGUUUUCGGACCUAUGGCCACUCAAGCUGAAGUAUUUGCAGAUACUGAGCCACUAAUUCGUUCUGUUCUUGAUGGGUAUAAUGUCUGUAUCUUCGCUUAUGGCCAAACUGGUUCUGGGAAAACUUACACCAUGAGUGGUCCAAACGAGCUCACGGAAGAAAGCCUAGGUGUCAACUACAGGGCAUUAGGUGAUCUUUUCCAGUUAUCAGCUCAACGGAAAGAAGUUAUAAUCUAUGAGAUCUCAUGCCAGAUGCUUGAAAUUUACAACGAGCAAGUGAGAGAUCUCCUUACAAGUGAUGAAAUACGCAACAGUUCUAGCAAUGGAAUCAAUGUACCUGAGGCUGUCCUGGUACCAGUGUCAUCUACUUCUGAUGUCAUAAACUUGAUGAACACCGGGCAUAAGAAUCGUGCAGUGAGUGCCACAGCGAUGAAUGAUCGGAGUAGUCGAUCCCAUAGCUGUCUGACUGUUCAUGUUCAAGGAAGGGAUCUGACAUCCGGAAAUGUAAUUCGUGGCUCCAUGCAUCUAGUUGACCUUGCCGGCAGUGAGAGAGUCGACAAGUCUGAGGUAACCGGAGACCGAUUAAAGGAGGCUCAGCAUAUCAACAAGUCCCUUUCUGCAUUAGGAGAUGUGAUUGCUUCUCUUGCAGUUAAAAGUAAUCAUGUUCCUUACAGGAACAGUAAACUCACACAGUUACUCCAAGAUUCACUCGGGGGGCAAGCCAAGACGCUAAUGUUUGUCCACAUAAGUCCUGAGCCUGACACUCUUGGAGAAACACUCAGUACAUUGAAAUUCGCUGAACGGGUUGCUACUGUUGAGCUUGGUGCAGCCAAAGUUAACAAGGAAAGCACAGAGGUUAAAGAUCUCAAAGAUCAGAUUGCUAGCCUCAAGGCAGCUCUGGCAAGGAAAGAAGGAGGUGAGAUGGAUCAAUCCCAACAUUCCGGAUCAAGUACUCCAGAAAGACUCGGGUCGAGGACUGGUGGAAAUUCUCCUACCCAGCACAGUUGGCAUGGGGGAAAUAGCAGCAGGUCAAAUGGUCAUGGGCAAGCAAUUGAAGAAGCCAGCAACAACCAGGGUACGAAGAACUUAUCAUCACCAUCCAUGGUACGAAGGAGAAGCUUUGACCCAUAUGAUUUACGAGUAAACUCACCGCCAAAUUGGCCAGCCAGUGAAAGGGCAGCAUCAGAGAAUGGGAAGGAAGACGACAAGGAGUCGUGUUCAGGUGACUGGGUUGAUAAGGCAGUGGUGAACAAGAAUGAUGAGCAAUGGGAAGUGGAGAGCAGCAGACAAUUGCCAGAUGCAUUUCAUAAGGGUUUUGCCAGAAUCCACCCUGAAAUGUCGUCGUUUAAUCAUAAACCUGCAGCAAACAUCAACAGAAAGGAUAGCCACCAGCAGCAUCACCAAGAUUUUGAAAUGAGGAGCAGCAGGGGUGAAGCAAUGUCCACCGAUAGUUCGGAUGAUCUAGACCCUGGCACCAGUGAUUCAUCUGAGCCAGACUUGAUGUGUCAGUCUGCUUCUGCGGUUUCAAAUCUUCCUAGAAUGUCCAGCACCAGCAGUCUUCCCACCUUAACAGGAGGCGGUGCUACUAAAGUAAAGAAGCUGAAUACUAAGCCAUUGAAGACUACAGAGAUCAGGAGUAUGAUCCCAUCGUUGAUUCCUUCUCCUUCAUCAACUGCAAAGAAAAUACCUAAUGGGGUUAGUCUGGGGCUAAAGAAGCCAGUAAAGCAACAAAUCCUGGUGGAUGUGAAGAGGAAAAAUGGGUUUACGAAGUGAUCCACGACGAGGAGAGAGCGACAUAUAGUGUAUAAAGAUUGUGUAUUUGAGGAAUUAUGUUUCACUUUGACGUUUUAUCUUUUCAUUUAGUAUAUAGAGAAAAAAGAAAGCACAGAGAGAGAGAGAGAGAGAGAGUGAGAGAGAGAGAGAGAGAGAGGAAGAGGAGGAGGAGCUCUUUUACUUCUAUUUUUUUUUAUUUUGGGUUGGUUUGAGAAUUUGUUGAAGAAAGGCAAUCUGUUUUUGUUUGUGUUUCUCUUUCUUGUAUGUUGGGUGUUUUAUUUUUUUAAGAGAUAUCAAAAGAAAGAAAUGAGAAUUAU
This is a messenger RNA of Linum trigynum, 4020 nucleotides long. NCBI's taxonomy places the organism in Eukaryota, Viridiplantae, Streptophyta, Magnoliopsida, Malpighiales, Linaceae. The record is from the annotation of a GenBank genome assembly.